UGUGCCGUGCACCGCAUUUCGCUUUGGCUAUGCGUAAAGAUUGGUGUCUUUCUCCUAUAUGGAGUCCUGUUUUGUAAACCUACGGUGCGGUAUCUGGAGUUCUUUUCAACGGAAGUCUUUCUGAAUCCAGAGAAAGAUACCAAAACGCAGGAUACCAUUUUUAUGUUUUUAAAACCAACCCGUUUCUUUUCGUUCUUACAUGGAACUGGGAGACGUGAUGUAGCGUUCAGCGGAGCAGAGGACGCGGUGUGCAAAAGUGCCACGGUAAAGCAAAGCGAUCUGGAUUUAAACAAGGAGCCUUUUCACUGACCAAUAUUAUCAAUAAAAUAAGAGGAUAUUGGACAUUUAUGGCAAACCUACUUUGCAGAGAAAUUACGAGUGGAGUUUACUGAACCAAGUCCUUGGUUUCCCUUGUCGCUGUUUCGUUGGUGACAGAGUAUCUGCAUGUUAUUUUUCCGGGCAAGGACGUUACUCAUUGGAAAAAAGACAGUUUAAUCUUAGCAGUUUCAACGCUGAUGUGUUUUAAUGGCAGGACUUCACUGCGGGCUCGUGUCGGAGCUCUGAAACACGGAGUGUCCAGUGUCCAGUCCCGUCCUGUGAUGCACAGGUUUGGGACCAUCAGCUGCUGAGCCGCAGGACAUUGUGUAAGCUGUGAAUUCUUUUUUUUCUUUUUUUUUUUUUUUAAACCGUGAGUGAGACUGCAAGAGGACCUGAGUGGAACUGAGAGCCUCAGCAACCAGGAACCAGGAAGCUCUGCCAGGGGACCAGUGCUUUUGGGGCUCAACCCAGUGAAGGCUCAGCGUUUGGGGGGGAUGUGUCGCGGAGGGGAGGGGGCCAUGUGGAGCGGACGCUUUCUCCUCCUCGCCUGUGUCCUGGCUCCGCUGGCACUCGCGUUCAGUCGUGCGCCAGUGCCCAUGGCGGUGGUGAGGCGGGAGCUGUCGUGCGAGGGUUACCCCAUCGAGCUGCGCUGCCCGGGCACCGAUGUCAUCAUGAUCGAGAGCGCCAACUACGGACGCACCGACGACAAGAUCUGCGACGCCGACCCGGCUCAGAUGGAGAACACGCGCUGCUACCUGCCGGACGCUUACAAGAUCAUGUCCCUCAAAUGCAACAAUCGAACGCAAUGUGCGGUGGUGGCCGGGCCCGAAGUCUUCCCUGACCCCUGCCCUGGAACAUAUAAGUACCUGGAGGUGCAGUACGAGUGUGUCCCAUACAAAGUGGAACAGAAAGUUUUCUUGUGUCCUGGACUGCUGAGAGGCGUAUACCAGAGCGAGCACCUCUUCGAGUCGGACCACCAGUCCGGGGCUUGGUGCAAGGACCCACUGCAGGCGUCCGACAAGAUCUACUACAUGCCAUGGACGCCGUACCGCACUGACACACUCACCGAGUACUCGUCCAAGGAGGACUUCAUCGCCGGACGGCCCACCACGACCUACAAGCUGCCACACCGCGUGGACGGCACGGGGUUCGUAGUGUACGACGGCGCGCUCUUUUUCAAUAAGGAGCGCACGCGUAACAUCGUCAAGUUCGACCUGCGCACGCGCAUCAAGAGCGGAGAAGCCAUCAUCGCCAGCGCUAACUACCACGACACGUCGCCCUACCGCUGGGGCGGCAAGUCCGACAUCGACCUGGCGGUGGACGAGAACGGCCUGUGGGUCAUCUACGCCACCGAGCAGAACAACGGUCGCAUCGUCAUCAGCCAGCUCAACCCGUACACGCUGCGCGUGGAGGGCACGUGGGAGACGGCCUACGACAAGCGCUCGGCCUCCAACGCCUUCAUGAUCUGCGGCGUGCUCUACGUCAUCAAGUCCGUCUACGAGGACGACGACAGCGAGGCGACGGGCAACAAGAUCGACUACAUCUACAACACAGAGCUCAGCAAGGACAGCUACCUGGACAUCUCCUUCCCCAACUCCUACCAGUACAUCGCCGCCGUGGAUUACAAUCCCCGCGACAACCUGCUCUACGUCUGGAACAACUACCACGUGGUCAAGUAUUCGCUGGACUUUGGCGCCCUGGACAACAGACUAGAAUCGUCCUCCUCCGUGCACCUGUACAUGGACACCACCACCACGCGGACCACCACCCGGGCCCCCUACACCCCCACCACCAGCACCACCACCACCACAGUGGGCACCAGCACCACCUCCACACUUGGCGUGGCCACCCCCACCACCAGCACCACCCUGCGGCCCGCCACCCUGACCGUGGGCCCCUGGGGCUCCAGGAGCAGCACCACCCAGGCCCUGCCAGCAGAGGGCAGCGCGCCGGACACAGCCACGCGCUCCGCGCCCUCCUCGCAGCUCCCCAACGUCGCCGCGGAGUUCUGCGGCCCGGUGGUGGAGGCCGACGUCGCCUGGCCCAAGACUAAGCAGGGGCUGGUCGCCCGGCAACUGUGCCCGUCUGGAACGAUGGGGACGGCCACGUUUAGCUGCAUGGGGCCCGAGGGCUACUGGGACGCCCAGGGACCGGACCUGAGCAACUGCUCCUCCCACUGGGUCAACCAAAUCAACCAGAAGCUAAGAGCUGGAGAGACUGCAGCCAUCAUUGCCCGUGAGCUGUCGGAUCUGACCAAAGGCCAUAUGCACCCGGGGGACAUCAGCUACACCGUCAGGGCCAUGGGUCAGCUGGUGGAGCUGCUGGACGUGCAGCUGAGGAACCUCACCCCCGGGGGGAAAGAUAGCGCAGCCCGCAGCCUCAAUAAGCUGCAGAAGCGAGAGCGAGCGUGCCGCUUUUUCGUCCAGGCCAUGGUGGAGACGGUGAACAACCUACUGCAACCCCAGGCCCAGUCGGUGUGGAAAGAGCUGUCCACUGGGGAACAGCUGAGGGCAGCCACCAUGCUGUUGGACACUGUGGAGCAGGGGGCCUUCGUUCUGGCCGACAACCUGCUCAAGACCGACAUUGUCCAAGAAAACACAGAGAACAUUCAAUUGGAGGUGGUGCGCAUGAGCACGGAUGGCAAUCUGCCUGACCUGAAGUUUCCGCAGAGUGGAGGUCAAGGAAACUCCAUCCACCUGUCUGCCAACACCCUGAAGCAGCAUGGCCGCAACGGUGAGAUCCGGAUGGCGUUCGUCCUGUACAAACACCUGGGCUCUUACCUGUCCACGGAGAACGCCAGUAUGAAGCUGAGCAACGAGGCGCUGGCCACCAACUACUCGGUCAUCGUAAACUCGCCCGUCAUCACGGCCUCCAUCAGCAAAGACAGCACCAAGGUCUACCUGUCUGACCCCGUCAUCUUCACCGUCAAACACCUGCUGCAAUCUCAGGAGAGCUUCAACCCCAACUGUUCGUUCUGGAGCUAUUCCAAGCGGACCAUGGUGGGCUCGUGGUCGACGCAGGACUGCCGGCUACUGGGCACCAACAAAACCCACACCACCUGCUCCUGCACCCACCUCACCAACUUCGCCGUCCUCAUGGCACACGGAGACAUAAAGAACGCAGACCCAGUACAUGACCUGCUGCUGGACGUGAUCACGUGGGUGGGCAUCUUGCUCUCGCUGGUCUGCCUGCUCAUCUGCAUCUUCACCUUCUGCUUCUUCCGUGGCCUGCAGAGCGACCGCAACACCAUCCACAAGAACCUGUGCAUCAGCCUCUUCAUCGCCGAGUCCCUCUUCCUCGUGGGCAUCAACCGCGCUGACCAGCCCAUUGCGUGUGCGGUGUUUGCGGCGCUGCUGCACUUCUUCUUCCUGGCGGCGUUCACCUGGAUGUUCCUGGAGGGCGUGCAGCUCUACGUCAUGCUGGUGGAGGUGUUUGAGAGCGAGCACUCGCGCCGGCGCUACUACUACAUGGUGGGCUACGGCGUGCCCGCCCUCAUCGUAGCCAUCUCCGCCGCCGUCGACUACCGCAGCUACGGCACCGACAGAGUGUGUUGGCUGCGUCUAGACACCUAUUUCAUCUGGAGCUUCAUAGGUCCUGCCACCCUGAUCAUCAUGCUGAAUGUGAUCUUCCUCGGAAUCGCGCUCUACAAAAUGUUUCAUCACACGGCGAUCCUCAAGCCAGAUUCUGGCUGCUUGGACAACAUUAAAUCCUGGGUGAUCGGUGCCAUUGCGCUCCUCUGCCUGCUGGGCCUGACCUGGGCCUUUGGCCUGAUGUACGUCAACGAGAGCACCGUGAUCAUGGCCUACCUCUUCACCAUCUUCAACUCCCUCCAGGGCAUGUUCAUUUUCAUCUUCCACUGCGUCCUACAGAAGAAGGUGCGUAAAGAGUAUGGGAAGUGCCUGCGUACGCACUGCUGCAGCGGGAAGAGUGUGGACACCUCCAUGGGCUCCGGCAAGAGCACGGCCUCACGUGUCCCCGGACGCUACGCCUCUGGCUCACAGAGUCGGAUCCGCCGCAUGUGGAAUGACACAGUCAGGAAGCAGUCCGAGUCCUCUUUCAUCACGGGCGACAUCAACAGCUCCGCUUCGCUCAACCGAGGUGCCAUGGCUAACCAUCUUAUUACUAAUGCACUGCUGCGGCCCCAUGGCACUAACAAUCCCUAUAACACAUUGCUUGGGGAGUCGGCCAUCUAUAACAACCCGUCGGUCAGCAUGUACAACGCGCAAGAGCCCUACAGAGAGACAAAGGGUCUCCUGAACAAUGCCCGGGAUACAAGUGUUAUGGAUACUCUACCGCUGAAUGGUAACCACGUCAACAGCUACAGCCUAGCCAGCGCCGAGUACAUGAGCGACUGCGUGCAGAUCAUCGACCGCGGUGGCUACGGCGGCCACAAGGAGACCACCCUGGAGAAGAAGAUCCUCAAGGAGCUCACGUCCAACUACAUCCCCACGUACCUGAACAACCACAACCACGCGCACACCCACGAGCGGUCCAGCUCGGGCUCCGAGCACGGACGCAACCUCAUGAACAAGAUGGUCAACAACGUCAGCAACGGGGGCAAGGACACGCUGGGGCUGGGGCUGGGCAGCCUCGGGAGCCUGGGGCUGGGCAGCGGUGGAGGCAGCCUGGACCUGGGUGACUCGUCCUCGGUGUACAAUCACCACCACCACGACGACGACGGCAGCGGCACCAUCGGCGGCGGUCUGGAGCUGAUCCGGGAGGAGUCGCACGCGCCCCUGCUGCCGCCCCGCGUCACGCCCACGGACAACCACACCCUGCACCACCUCCACAGCCUCCAGCAGCAGCACCACCACCUCCACCCGCACCCCUUCUCGUCAUCCUCCGGCUCUUGCGCCGGACGCCGGCUGCCCCAGGAGACCAGCGAGAGCUUCUUCCCGCUGCUGGGCGGCGAGCAGACCCAGGGCGACACGCCGUCGCCGCAGAGGGACUCGCUGUACACCAGCAUGCCCGAGCUCGGCGACGGGGACACCGCGGUCAGCAAGGAGCCGCUCGGGGGAGACGAACACGGGAAGGGUUGCGGAGGCAGCGGUGGAGGAGGAGUGGACCCGAUCGACGACGUCUACUACAAGAGCAUGCCCAACCUCGGCUCCCGGAACCACCUCCACCAGCUCAGCUCCUACUACCAGCUAGGGCGGGGCAGCAGUGAUGGAUUCAUCGUGCCGCCCAAUAAGGAAGACCCCUCCCCGGAGGACCCGCCUCCUGAGGCAUCCCAUCUGGUCACCAGCCUAUAGGAGGCGAUCGCCUGACAAAAACGCCACGCACACCUAUCCGAUGCCACCUGGUCCCCUUCAGUGCCCCGUACCUGGUCACUUACAUUGGCUCCAUCUUCUUCUUCAUGGUCAGUCGUCGGCUGUUGUAGAUGAUCUCUUUGGUUUGUUCCUUAACUGUUUUUUUUUCUCCCGAUUUUUGUGUAUUUUUCAGGAACAACAGCAACAAUGGCAAAAACAUUUACACAAACACACACAAACAAACAAAUGGACGAAAAACAUGGACGCCAAUAUGAUUGAAAGGUUGUGGUGAAUCUUUGUUCUGAUGGCGAAAAAAUAACUCAACAAUGUGCAUUUUAGGAGGCAAAAUGAGGAGGCAAAACGUUUGAUUGGACUAACUUGUCUCCUCUUCGCUCUUGAGAACUAUACCUGACCAGGUCGGAAUUUCAAACUGCAUCUUGUAACUUAACGUUCCAAAGGAAUUGCAAACCAUCUGAAAACAAUUGCGCAACUUGCUGAGUGUGUAGAAUAAACAACAACAACGACAACAAUCAAAUCAAACAAACAAGCGUGACAAGAAAAAACUAUUUUAUUAUACUUCUGUAUCCAUAUUUGCUUUUUAAAAAAACCUGUCUUUUCUUCCUAUCUGGUGAAACACAGCACAUUUUGCUGCAGUGUCCGUGCAAAUCAAGCAAAAAUGACAAAAAAAAUCACAAAAACUUUGAACAGUUUCGCAAAGGACAUCUUUAUCAAUAUGCCCUAGAGCAUAUUUUUUGUUGUUUUUUCCUUUUUUUGCUGUAUUAAUAACAAUUAUUAAAAGAGGGAAAAAAAACUAAUACCAGAGAAUUAUAAGAUAUUUCUAUGUAAAUGUACAGAAAUUAGCAUUGCACAUAGUAUGCUUUUUUGUUCCACCAGAAAUCUUUGUCCCUGUAAAUGUUGUGAAAAGAUGCUAAUUUUCGUCCCUUUCUGUUGUGAUGGUCUUGCAGGUUUUAUUGAAGCGCUUGGAGCGCUGUUCCUUUAUUUAGCUUUUUUUAUCCACCUUCCUUUCGAUUCUGCCUUUCACAGUUCACUAGCAAAGACUUAAGCAACAGAAAUCGAAAAACCAUGGAAACAAACUCAUAGCUUACUUAGCAAUUAUCAUUUUCAGUAUUAUAAUCACUGAUGUUUUGUUUCAAUCAUUUUUCAUACUGUUUUACCGUUGUUGUUUUUUUUUUUAGUAUUAUUUUUUUUUUCCUCUGUGUAGAUAAAACUUGUUGAAAGAGAAAGGGAUGUGGUUUUAGCUAACUGUUCAAAAGAUCAGAUGUUUUUUUGCCUAAAUUCUUUGAGGGUUCAAAGUUUGAAGAUUAAAUGUCAUACGAAAGCACGAGGUGACAGAUUAGAGAUCCUUGAUUAAUGCUGAGUAACCAAUUGAAUUCCUCCAAUUGAAUAACACAGAGGGCAAAGUUUCAUGUCUUAACAUGACAUGAGAUGACUAGCUGGACAUGUCUCACGUUCUCUCCCCAGUAGAGAAAACAUAUUUAUUUAUUUGUUAAGAAAAUGAACAAAAGUGUUCAGGAAGAUGCAGAACAGCAGUGGCGUUUUUUUUUUUUUUUUUAAUCUUUUCAUUUUAUUUAUUCAUUUCUGUUCUCCUGUUGGUUUUCAAGUUGAUUGACCUCAUAACUAAUAUCUGUUGUAACGGUGAAACUUGUUUGCCAACAAAUAAAUUACCGAUUAAGAUUUACCACGUAGCCAUUGCUAAGGGCUUCUGUUGUCUGUGUAACUUGUUACCAGUUGAGCAUCAAGUGCAUUAGUCCAUUACCUUAAGCUUGCAAUCAGGCUUUGUAUUGUGGUUGGGGGAGGGGGGGAUAGCCAACUCGAGAUCAAUGGUUAGAUGCAAAUGAUUAUACACUCUGUAGAUGAUGCUGAUGUCUUCACAGAUGUUUGUGGCAACAUUUCAAUUGAUACGGAUAAAGAGCUAAUAAAAGGACUAUGAGUUU
Alosa alosa (allis shad) is the source of this 7522-nucleotide messenger RNA. Its product is annotated as adhesion G protein-coupled receptor L3-like. The record is from RefSeq and is a predicted model, not a curated record. Gene Ontology annotation, biological process: adenylate cyclase-activating G protein-coupled receptor signaling pathway; cell surface receptor signaling pathway; synapse assembly. Gene Ontology annotation, cellular component: axon; membrane; glutamatergic synapse. The transcript has 26 exons. Lineage: Eukaryota; Metazoa; Chordata; Actinopteri; Clupeiformes; Clupeidae. Gene Ontology annotation, molecular function: carbohydrate binding; G protein-coupled receptor activity. Bases 813 to 5570 code for a protein of 1585 amino acids.